GUAUUUGAAUAAUGUUGGCUAUGUUAUUAUGUGGUCUACACUAAGGCUAUAUUGACUCACUUAGUAGCCAUGCCUUCUUUUGAAAGUAACAGUUCAUCCUUUCACGUCAGUAUUUAAGCCUGACUCGUAUCGUAUGCUUUUCUAUAUCGGGAAUGAUGGUCAGUUCUUACCACUCCUUUUUGGGCAUGGCCUUUAUUUCUCUAUAUCUUAUUCACUCAGCAUACACUUCAGAUGUUUACAUUGUCUAUUUAGGCAACAAUGUUCAAGAUCAUAUUCUCACUUCAAAUUACCAUGUUAAUCUCCUUUCCAGUGUGUUUUCAAGUCAAGAAGAUGCGAGGCGAUCCAUUAUCUAUAGCUACAAACAUAGUUUCUCAGGCUUUUCUGCAAAAAUUAACUCAACACAAGCAGCCACCUUGACCAGGAUAAAAGGAGUGAUGUCAGUAUUCAAAAGCCAGAUACUGAUGUUGCACACAACUAGAAGCUGGGAUUUCAUGGGUCUCAACUUGGACCCAACUGUCGAUCAAGCAGAUCCAUUGCAAAUGACUUACGGAGACAACACAGUUGUUGGCUUAUUUGAUACUGGCGUCUGGCCAGAAUCAAAGAGUUUCCAUGAAGAACCUAACAUGCAUCCAAUUCCAAGCACUUGGAGGGGAGAAUGUGUCCAAGGACAAGAUUUUGAUCCUAGGACAGCUUGUAACCUAAAGCUUAUAGGGGCUCGUUAUUACCUUAAAGGAUACGAACAAGAAUAUGGCCCACUAAAUACAAAUGUAACCUCAGAAUAUCGAUCGCCACGUGACGCCAAUGGCCAUGGGACCCACACGGCAUCCACAGCAGUGGGGUCCACAGUGAAAGCAGCGAGCUUUUUUGGAUUUGCACAGGGGACUGCAAGAGGAGGUGCACCUAGAGCAAGAUUAGCAGUGUAUAAAGUAUGUUGGGAGGAAGGGAAGUGUAGUGAAGCUGAUACUUUAGCAGCAUUUGAUGAUGCAAUUCAUGAUGGAGUGAAUGUGAUAUCGGCCUCUUUCGGUUCUCCACCACCACUACUUCCUUUCUACGACAGGAGUUCUGAUAUCGGGGCUUUCCAUGCUAUGCAGAAGGGUAUUAGCGUCAUUUUCUCAGCAGGAAAUAAUGGACCAGACCCGUCUCUUGUCCUAAAUGUUGCACCUUGGGCUACAUGUGUCGGUGCUUCAUCUAUUGAUCGAAAUUUCCCAACACAGAUGUUACUUGAUAAUAGUCUUUCUUUCACAGGGGAAAGCUUCAAUACUAAACAUAUAGAAGCAAACCUGGUUGCAGCUCGAUCUCAUUUCCGUGGAGGGAUAUGCAGAGUCGAUAGGUGGAGAAACAAUAGAGCGACAGGGAGAGUGAUCCUGUGCUUCUCAACCCAAGGAGGUGUACAGAUUGAAGAAGCAGAGGUAGCAGCUUAUAUAGCAAAUGCCACAGGUUUGAUCUUUGUAGACUCACCUACUCGUCAGUAUGUCGAUGUGGAUAUAAUUCCUACCAUUCGGGUUGACAUGAUUCAAGGGACUAAAAUGAACAUAUAUCUUUCUCAAAGCUUGAUAAACGUCACUAAGGUUCAUAUAUUUCCUAGUAAGACGGUAAUCAAACAAUCACCCGCACCUGUUGUUGCGGAGUUCUCAUCAAGAGGCCCAAACUCAUUAUCACCUGAUAUACUCAAGCCGGAUAUAACUGCUCCAGGAAUCGGCAUCUUAGCAGCGUGGCCUCCCGCAAUAUCUCCAACUUCAACUUCAAUUGAUCAAAGAUCCGUGGAAUGGAAUUUUCUGUCAGGAACAUCAAUGUCAUGCCCUCAUGUAUCCGGUGUAGUUGCUCUUAUAAAAUCUGUUCAUCCUGAUUGGUCUCCAGCAGCCAUUAAAUCUGCUCUAAUGACAACAGCACACAACAGGGACAUGAAUCACGAUACCAUAAUAUCCUCUGGCACAAACGAAGAAUCUACUGCAUUUGACAUAGGAGCCGGCCAUAUAAACCCAUUAAAAGCUAUGGAUCCCGGUCUAGUCUAUGACAUGAAACCCGACGACUACAUUCUCUUCCUAUGCAACAACGGCUACACCAUAGAUCAAAUCAAAAGAAUAAUAACCCUCACACCGGGAACUACCAUAACCUGCCCAAAACAACCAACCACCAAUACAAACCUAAACUACCCAUCCAUCACAGUCUCGAGUCUCCAGUCCACCGUUACUAUCAAACGAACUGUUAAAAACGUGAGUGGCAAGAAAACUGCCAUAUACAUUGCUAGUAUUGUUAGUCCUCAUGGCGUGGUCAUUACAGUUUGGCCUAGAAUCUUGUUUUUCACAUAUUAUAACGAUGAAAUAUCGUAUUACGUGACUUUAACACCGCAAAAGGUGUCACAAGGAAGAUAUGAUUAUGGUGAGAUUGUUUGGUCUGAUGGUUUUCAUACAGUUAGAAGCCCAUUAGUUGUGUGUGUUAAUACUACAACCAACAUUCAUGAAUCUUUUCAAGCAAUUUGAAUUUGUUUUUUCCAUUGUAAUUGUAAUGUAUUAACAUGUUUCAUGUGAAUUAUUGUUAUCUUUUGAA
Messenger RNA from Erigeron canadensis, 2547 nucleotides. RefSeq names its product subtilisin-like protease SBT3.18. Gene Ontology annotation, molecular function: serine-type endopeptidase activity. The record is from RefSeq and is a predicted model, not a curated record. The coding region runs from base 153 to 2480 and encodes 775 amino acids. Gene Ontology annotation, biological process: proteolysis. NCBI's taxonomy places the organism in Eukaryota, Viridiplantae, Streptophyta, Magnoliopsida, Asterales, Asteraceae. The transcript is spliced from 10 exons.